Dothidotthia symphoricarpi CBS 119687 is the source of this 2538-nucleotide messenger RNA. RefSeq lists its product as uncharacterized. Gene Ontology annotation, cellular component: endoplasmic reticulum membrane. NCBI's taxonomy places the organism in Eukaryota, Fungi, Ascomycota, Dothideomycetes, Pleosporales, Dothidotthiaceae. Bases 463 to 2538 code for a protein of 691 amino acids. Gene Ontology annotation, biological process: sphingolipid biosynthetic process; fatty acid elongation, monounsaturated fatty acid; very long-chain fatty acid biosynthetic process. The record is from RefSeq and is a predicted model, not a curated record. The transcript is spliced from 4 exons. Gene Ontology annotation, molecular function: fatty acid elongase activity.
GUGCUUGCCUGCUACAUCUAGCAACAGCACCGACGUCUGGGCGCCAAAAACGUGCAGGAGACGGAGCAGUGUCUGUUCUCCUUGAUUGCUAUAUCUCUCGUUGAGUGCGCUGCGUUGCCGGUCCAAGCGAAUUCGAUAACGGUAUCGUCGCGUGCCCAACAAACGCAUCUCGAAUCCCAAAGGCGUGCAGCUACAUCGCAGGAUCCAACCUGCUGCAAGUCCAAGGUGUAGCGAUAGGUUGAGAGGUUGUAGCGUGACGGCAAGCCGUUGUCGUCAUUGGCCUGCAGGAACUUCUUUUCCGCAGCGCGCCAGAUUCCUGCUCCCACCCCAUUGCGACGCGAACGCGAACGCGCCUACCCUUUCAACAAUCGCUGUCGAAGGUUCACCACCUCAAUUCCCUCCGCGCAAGCCACCCCACACCCGCACAUUGUCGCGCUCGUUGUUGACACGCUCACCGCCGCCAUGUCUGCCUCAGGCCCGACUCUCUACCCUGCAGAGUUUCCUUCAUGGGCCGUCUUCAAGUUCCCACCUGACUCUGCGCCGGCGCCAAUCCCUCCCCCAUACGACGGCGAGGCGACCUUUGCGAAUCCGUUUCCCAUUCCCACCGACAUCUUCCAGGGCGCGUUGUCGUACAAGGUGCCGUUGACCAUCGCGUCUGUUUACGCUGUUGUCGUCACCUACUUGAACUGGUACAACCGUCAGCAUGGCAACAAGGCGUGGAGAAUCUCAAAGACGCGCCCGUUCUACGCCUUCGUCAUCGCCCACAAUGUAUUCCUGGCUCUCUACUCUGCCGUCACCUGCGUGGCCAUGUUCAGAGGCCUGAAGCGCUCCUUCCCUCACUACAGCGAGCCCAACGCGUUUGUGGGCACCGUCGACGCGCUCUGCAAGAUUCAUGGUCCGCGAGGACUUGGCGACGCCGUCACCUACCACCCUGAUGCGCACGAGUGGGGAAGCAAGAACGCCAACAUUACGCUCGGCGCAGAGGGCUUGCCAGACUACACAGACGUCGGCAGGAUGUGGAAUGAGGGCUUGGCCUUCUGGGGCUGGUGGUUCUACCUCUCCAAGUUCUACGAGGUGCUGGACACGGCUAUCAUUCUGGCAAAGGGCAAGCGAAGCACCACUCUCCAGAAGUACCACCACGCCGGCGCCAUGCUGUCCAUGUGGGCUGGAAUGCGCUUCAUGUCCCCGCCCAUCUGGAUGUUCGUCCUGGUCAACUCUGGCAUCCACGCGAUGAUGUACACGUACUAUACGCUCUCAGCUCUUGGCUUCCGUGUCCCCAACGCGGUCAAGCGAACUCUCACCACGAUGCAGAUCAUGCAGUUCCUCGUUGGAUCUGCCUUCGCUGCUAUCCAUCUCUUCAUCUCGUACACGGUUCCAGUCGCAAUUGCGUACCAGGUUACUGAGAAGAUUGCGCCGGUCACUUCUGUCGUCACCUCGACUGUUGCCUCGAUCACUACUUCCGCCCCCGAAGUCCUUCCCACCGCCACCGUAGCUGCGUUACAUUUCCUUAGGAAGCUCAUCUACCGCGCUGCAGGUGACGAGGGUCUCGCUGAAAACAUACCUGCUCCCGGCGUGCCAACGCCUGUCCAGCGUGGGCAUUUGGCACCACCCCAUCCCGAGCACCCCAUCCAGCACUUCUUCCACCGAGAACACAGGAACAAGACUGUGUACCGCACCGAGUACCAGCACGUUCCUUGCAUCGACACAUCCGGCGAAGCUUUCGCUGUCUACGUCAACUUGAUCUACCUGGCUCCUCUCACCAUCCUCUUCAUGCGCUUCUUCGUCAAGUCUUACCUCCGCCGCACUUCGCCCAAUACUAAGUCCUCCAAGCAUCCCGUCUCAAAAGCCACGCGCGACGCUGCCCGUGGUGUGGAGCGCGAACUCGAGUCACUGGACGAGUCUCCUGAUGGUGUUGCUACUGGUGUCGAGAAACCACAGAACGGUGUCCGUGGACGCAAACCUACUUCGAACGGCGCUUUGAAAGAAUCGAGGUCGGACCUCAGCCCAGGCAACCAGGACUUUGUGCAGAACGUCAGCAGGAAGGUAAGCCAGCGUCUACAGGAGAUUGAUCAGGGUGCACAAGCUACAGGCGAAAAGGCCAAGCACGCCCUCAACAACCUCGCCAACAUGGCACAAGAAACCAAGACAAAGGCUGAGCAACAGUGGGAACAAGGAAGCGAGAAACUAGGAGAGGCAAAGGAGAACGUCGAGCAGAAGUUGGAGAAUGGGGAGAAGAAAGCUGGCGAGAUCAAGGACGAAAAUGUCAAAGAGGAAGCUGGAGAGCAAGCGCAGAACGUCAAGGAAGAGGCGGCAGAGGAUUCGCAGAAUGUCAAAGAGGAGGCUGCGAAGCAGGCGCAGAAACUCCAAGACGAAGCGGCCCAGCUAGCCAAGAAGGGAAAGAAGAAGACACAAGAGUCCCGGAUUCCUAGCCCUAAGAAGAAGGCCUCUAGCUCCUCCAUGGUGAUUGUAGAGAGGGAGCCCGAGCCGAAGGAUCUGAACAACACGCUUGAGGAGGGUGAGGGGAGGGGCAAGUUCUAA